Messenger RNA from Orussus abietinus, 894 nucleotides. Its product is annotated as mediator of RNA polymerase II transcription subunit 15-like. The transcript has 3 exons. The coding region runs from base 1 to 894 and encodes 297 amino acids. The record is from RefSeq and is a predicted model, not a curated record. NCBI's taxonomy places the organism in Eukaryota, Metazoa, Arthropoda, Insecta, Hymenoptera, Orussidae.
AUGAAACUGAGAGUACUGAUUUUCGCUCUGGUGUCAACGUGUCUGGCACAGGAUGACCAGGAACGAGCACCUAGGGCUCCACAGGGGUACAUUAAGUACAGCGACCCGAACGGUCUGAAGGUCGACUGGAAGUUGUACACGCCUUACUCCCAAUGGCAAGCCCAGCUGGACGACACCCAACGGACCCAGAGGGCAGAGGCCCCAGCACCCGAGCCAGCCCAGGCAGCCCAGCCUCGGUACCAGCACCAGCAGGCUUCGGUCCAGUCUCCACUUGCCCAACAAAAACAAGCUGGAGAGGCUCCGGCCAAGCCCUACAAGGCGAUCCCCAUGCAGAUCAAGCAGCUGAUCCUGCAGGCUUACGAGCCGGAGGAGACCUACGCGAAUCCUCAAGCCUUCUUCUACCAGCCGAGGACCGAGUACGACCAGCAACCGGCUCAACAACAAAAGAGUGUUCAAGAUCCAUACCAAGCCCAGGCCCCGUAUCAGGCACCCGUUUCCCAAACUCCUUACCAGGCGCACGAUUCCGACGAAACCGCGGAAUACAAAGCGAGAUCCGCUGGUCAAAUCGACGAGAAGGAGGUCAAGGAAGAUCGCAGCGAAAAGCCCUACGUCUCGCUCUCCGAGUCCAUGCCCGUGCAGCCUGCUCCUCAGCUCCAGCUGGACAAGAACAUGCCAACUGGUCUGCAGCAACUGCUCCAGUACCAGGCCCAGCUGCCCUAUAACGUGAUCGCCAAUCACAUCGUGUAUCGGCCAAAGGACCUCUUCAUUCCGAAGCCAAUCGUUGCGGAAGAGAAGAAGUCUAACAAGUACAACAGCAAGGUCUACGUCCUGAAGAGUGGACAAGAUCAGAACGAGGAAGCCUCCAGCAAGCCCGAUCAGGAAAAUCGAGGCUAG